This is a messenger RNA of Musca domestica (house fly), 8235 nucleotides long. RefSeq names its product putative fatty acyl-CoA reductase CG5065. Gene Ontology annotation, biological process: long-chain fatty-acyl-CoA metabolic process. Gene Ontology annotation, cellular component: peroxisome. Lineage: Eukaryota; Metazoa; Arthropoda; Insecta; Diptera; Muscidae. The record is from RefSeq and is a predicted model, not a curated record. The transcript is spliced from 12 exons. Bases 2025 to 3773 code for a protein of 582 amino acids. Gene Ontology annotation, molecular function: alcohol-forming very long-chain fatty acyl-CoA reductase (NADP+) activity.
CCGGCUUUUGAAACGCUUCUUCAUCGACAUUUGUUUGUUUUAUUUUCCUUUCCGUCUUUUGCGGUCCGACGUUAUUUUCAUAAUAAGAAAAAGACAGAAAAACGAGAAAAUUUGUGAAGAAGAAAGAAGAAGUUGGCUCAUAGUUUCGGUUUGAUAAAUGUAGUUCUCUCUUUCUUUUUUUGUUAUUGUUGUGUUAUUACUGUAAAGAAAACGCAUGCCGUCAUCGAACGCGAAAAAAUCAAAAUCAAAAAUCGAAAAAUAAAAAACAAAUCGAACGAAAGUCUAAAAAUUAUACUUUCGAAUGCGUCGAACGCACAAAGCUAAUCGUUGAAAUUUCUUUACGCUAUUUUGUAGUUGUUUUUUGAUACAACUGUGGUGGACCAUCGCCCCACCACCUGGCCGCUCCCGCCCCCUCCACGCACGAAACCCUUUUGUUGGCAUCGCGCGCCGUGGCCGUCGUGCUCAGGCCCUGUGUUUGCGUUAAGCAAGCAAUCAAGCGAGCGUUUAUUGUUGUCAGAGUCGGUUUCAACAUCAACAUCAUCACUGUCUUCAUCAUCAUCAUCCUCUUCUUUGCCGUCUUCAGCUCUUCUUUUCUGGGAUUUCAAUGAAAAGUGUAUGUUUGAAGGUAGACGACACCAGCAACAACAAUAACGAAAAAGCAUGAGAAAGUGAAAUUUUUUGGUCUUACGAUCCGAUUGACGACCAGCAGCGACCAACGACCAGUAUUUAUAAAAACUAUGCGCGUUCAACAAGUAUUUCGACGAUCUGAAGCUUUGUUUGUUUUUUUCCUUCUCCUCCUUCUUUCUUUCGGUCUGUGAGCUGAUUGUGUUGUCGUGUGUUACGGAGAAAUUUCUUUCCCUCGACGAGAAUUUGUUUUUGUGUUUUUUUUUUUGUAAUGUGAAACAGCAGAAACACGUCUCAGAAAAAUUCCAAAAAAUAAAAAAUAUUUAUUCGAAAAAAAUUGAUAUAAAAUUCGAAAAAAAAUUCAAUCAAUCUAUCCGUGAUUCUUUUUUCAGUGAAAACGAAAGCCAAAAAGCAAAACGAAAUUCCAAAAAAAAAAGAAAAAAUAAAAUAAAAAAAUCAAUAUUCCAAACGAAAGAGAACGUCAAUUUAAAAUUCUAAGAAAGUGACAAUGUUGGAUUUCUAAACGAUUUGAUUUACACAAAAAAAAAAACAUCUGCAGUAUUGAAAAGUCGAAGUACGUAUUUGUGAAGCUUUCUCAUAUUUCCCCAUUAGAAUUCAUGAUCUAAAAGCCCGAUUAUUUUAAAACAAUUCGAUUGAAAUUAUUGUUUACGAAAAUGGAUAAAAGCUCGAAGUCAACAGGAAUAGUAGCAACGUUUUUGAGUAGUUGAUGACCGCAAGUAAUCCCAGUGGAGGUGUAAUAAAACAUUUAAAAUAAAUAAAUAACUUAAUAACAAACUAAUAAUAAUACAAAACCAAAUACGAAAAUAAAUUACUAAACUAGUGCAAAUAUUAAUUAAUUAAUUAAUUAACUAAUUAUUUUUUAUAGAACAAAAUAAAAAUCGCAAAACAUAAAAAACAAAAUCAACCGCUUCCAAUAACUUCCAAAGCUUUUUACAAAAGAGAAAUUAUUAAAAAAAAAUAAUAUUUUUUAAAUACAAAAAACAAAACGCACGCACAUACAUCAACAUUUCUUUGUAAUUAAAACUUAAAACGCUUCUUCCUAAUUCAAUUAAAAUAAAGAAAAAAAAUUAACAUAAAAUCCAUUAAAAUUUGUUAAAACAAAAAAUAAUUAUAUAUUUUUUAAAAAGUCUAAAACAAAAAUAUUGUGUAAAUGUUUAAAGCGUUGUGCAUAUUACAAUAUUCAAUUAAACUAAUAAUUUUUCAAACUACUUAGACGCGAAAGGCAAUUAAAUUAAAUAAAUAUUUUUUGCUAACCCAAUUUGAUCCUGCAAGAAAACAUAACAAAACCAACAAACGAAACACUCUUACAACACAAUACCAUCCAUCUCUAGAGCCAUCCAUCCAUCCAUACCUAGCAGUGAUUUGCAAAUCAUACCAAAAUGUCAGAGAAUACUUCGAACACCAAUACCAACAACAACGCCACCAGCAACACCUCAAAUUCAAGCAACACCAACAGCACCACCUCCAUCGCCGCCGCGGGCGCCGUGAGUUCGUGCAAUGGUGUUGGCCCCUCCACCGCCAUGAUGAACGGUCACAUCGGCACACACUUUACGUCGAAAAACAAUUUCGAAAAUUAUAGCGGUUCAAAAGACACGUAUCUGUCGAUACCACAAUUCUAUGCCGGCCGUAGUGUAUUCAUAACCGGUGGAACUGGUUUUAUGGGCAAGGUCUUGGUUGAAAAACUUUUACGUUCAUGUCCAGACAUAAAAAAUAUAUAUUUACUGAUACGACCCAAGCGAGGACAUGAGGUAUCACAGCGUCUCAAUGAGCUGCUGGAGGCACCGCUUUUUGAAAAAUUGAGAAGAGAAAAACCAAAGGAUUUGAGUAAAGUAAUUCCUAUAUCGGGCGAUAUUACAUCCGAAGAAUUGGGUAUAUCUGAAAGUGAUCAGGCUCUAUUGUGUCGCAAUGUCUCGAUUGUAUUCCAUUCAGCUGCCACUGUUAAAUUCGACGAAAAGCUCAAAUUAUCAGUUACAAUCAAUAUGUUAGGGACAAAGCGUUUGGUUGAGCUCUGCCAUCGCAUGAUGUCCUUAGAUGCACUAAUUCAUGUAUCCACUGCCUAUUGCAAUUGCGAUAGAACCGAAGUAUCUGAAGUUAUAUAUGCACCACCCUAUAAUCCCGAUGAUAUUAUUUCCCUAGUAAAUUGGCUUCCGGAAGAUACACUCGAUAAGCUUACCCCCUCAUUGAUUGGUGAUCGUCCAAAUACUUAUACAUUUACAAAAGCCUUAGCUGAACAUAUGCUACUCAAAGAGGCCGGUAAUCUUCCAGUUGCCAUUGUGAGGCCAUCUAUAGUGACUGCCAGCUUAAAUGAACCCUUUGCCGGUUGGAUUGACAAUUUAAACGGUCCCACCGGCCUCUUGUCGGCCAUGGCCAAGGGCAUCUUCCGCACCAUUGUCUGCGAGGAGAAUUGCAUUGCCGAUGUGGUACCUGUUGAUAUUGUGAUUAAUCUGAUGAUAACGGCCGCCUGGCGCACAGCAUCCCACAAAACUGAUAAUUUAUUAAUCUAUAAUUGUUGUACCGGCCAAAGACAUCCCAUCACGUGGGGCAAAUUUGUUAACUAUGCCGUUGAUCAUGUGCGCAAACAUCCAUUGGAGGGUUGUGCUUGGUAUCCUGGUGGUUCGCUACGCAAUAGUCCCACAAUAAAUGCUGUCAAUGCUUUUGUUGUACAUUAUAUACCAGCCUAUAUAUUAGAUGUUAUGGCGCGAUUAGUUGGCAAAAAGCCAAUUUUUGUCAAAAUCCAAAAUAAAAUCGCCAAAGCCGUUGAAUGUUUGAACUAUUUCGCCACCCAUGAAUGGCAAUUCAAGGAUGACAAUGUGUGCGCCUUGCUGCAGACCCUGAGUCCAAAGGAUCGCGACAAUUUUGUGUUCGACGUGACCACAAUUAAUUGGGAGAAAUAUAUGGAACGAUAUGUGUUGGGCUUCAGAGAAUUCCUGUUCAAACAGAAACCACAAUCAUUACCUGGCAGUCGGAAAAAGAUGAUGAGAUUAUAUUAUAUCGAUCUAUUAACAAAAGUUUUUAUGGUCAUUUGUACUUGGCGUUUCCUGAUGUCACGUUCAAAACGUUUGAAUGCCGUGUGGUCAUCGUUUUUACAAAAUAUUUUGAGAUUUGUGCGUCUUUUGCCAUUUUUGUAAUAUAAUUUAUUUAGACAACAACAAUAACAAGAACAACAACAACAACCAGAAACCACUACUCAAUUAUAAACUAUAUUUUUUUGUUUGGGGAAAUAAUUAAGAGUAAAUAACUUUAUAUUUACAACAAAAAAAAAAUACACUCACACAUACACACAGAGACAUACAAAACAAAUAUGCAGAGAUACAUGAUUAAGCAUCUAGUGUAUAAUUAUUGAAUGAAAAAAAUAAAUAAUUAUUUUUAAUAUUAUUUGUUUUUAGUUAUAUACAUGCAACCAUCUAUAUAUACAACAAAUAUAUAAUUUUAUUUGUUUAUGUUUUUCGUUUGUAAUUUUAAUUGUCACAUAUUUAAAUAAUUUUUUAAUUUAUAAUUGUUUUAUAUACAUACAACCAUACCAUACCAUACUUGAGGACAGAGCUAAUAAUAUUUUGUAUUUAUAUAUGAAAAAGUAAAUAUUUACACAUAUACAAACAUUAUAUUUAUAUAUAAAUAAAUAAUGUAAAAUUAUUAUUAUUUUUUUUUUAAUUUAAUUAAAUAUACAUACUUUUGUUUUGAUUAUACAUUAAAACAUAUAUAUAUAUGAACCCAAUAUUUUAUUUGUCUUAUAUACAUAUAAAUAGUUUUGUUUGUUUAGGUUAAUAAUUAAAUUAAGAUUUUUGUUUUUUGUAAGAUUUUAGCAAAAUGUGGUGGGAUCGAGUGAUUUCAAACUAAAAAAUCCGAAAAUACUUUAACACAUAUUUUUGUAAUAAUUUUCUGGAUAUUUGGUGGUUGAGUGGUGGAGAAGAGAGCCGGAUGAGAGUAAUGAAGAGAGCAUUUUGAUUAUUUGUACAGUAUGAAUUAUGGAGUUAUUUGCUAUAUGACACCUACUUUUAGGCUCGGUAAAGAAGAGAUUAUCAAUUAAUUGAAAAAGUGAAGCCCACUUUCACGCGCUUGAAGACAAUUUAAGGAGUUUAAAAGUUAUUUAAUUGUUCAUAGUCUUAGUUAUAAGACAUUAAGGAGCUAGCAUUUUUGAAUCGUGGUUCCUAUGUGUGCAAUUUGGGAACUUUUAGUGUACAGUACCAAUUUGCUAUGUUACUAGAAGAUGAAACAAAAAUUGCGAUUUAUAUUCCCGAAACACGACUAUCACCACGAUAUGAAGAAUAUCUAUUUUUUUCUACCGCAAGUAUUCAGAAACCCCAGCCUAUGAUAAGCAAACUUUUAUAUUUAUGCAAAGAAAUACUGGUAUUUAUAAAACGAUUAACCUACUCUGUACGCUUUGAGAAAAAUAUCAUUCCAUGCAAAAUCUUCUUUUCCGCACAUCGGUAUUUAUGAAAAAUUAUAAGAAUCUUAAAAAAUGCUGCACAUAGAACUUUUGGUGUACUGUACAAAUAUGAGUCAAGACUUUAAUGGAAUGACUUUCCUUUUAGGUAACAAGAGAGCUUUUCGCCUUUGUAAGCUUUAAAGUCUGGGGUAUUUUUUAUAAAAUACUGUCCUCUACAUAAAACUCUUUUAAUCUUCUCGAUUUAAAACUGCGCACGGAUUUUCUUUUGUACUGUACCAACAUAGGUCAUAUUUCGUGUAUCAAAAAUUAGUUUGAUCAUGAUGAGCAGCAGCACAUUAUCUUGUCACCAAAAAAGAGCUCUACCGAAUAUAAAACUGUUUUUGUUUUACAAAACUGCGCAAAUAAUUCUCCGUGUGCUGUACACAUAUAUCAAUUGAUUUCAGUGAUUAGAAUAUGUUUUCCGAAAGGCAUGAGCACUACUAUCCUCUGAGAAAAAAAUAUGUCUAGAGUGUAUACAUAUUUCAGAGAAAAACUGGUUUGGAACUAAAAUUUUCAGUUUCAAACUUGCGCAAAUGGCUUUGGCCAUACUGUACAAAUAUACAUAUGCAUUCGAAUUAAAUAAGUAUUUUUCUAAGAAGAAAAGACCAUUACCCUUCUGUUUGAAAAAAUUAACUUGUUGUUCACACAUAUUUUUUCAAAAACAAAGCUCUAUAAUUCAAAAAAUGUUAUAUAUUGUUCCAAAAAUUGCGCAACAGAUUUCGGUUGUACUGUACAAGUAUAUCAAUGGAUUUUAAUGCAUCGAACUAUUUUCCUGAAGGACAAGACCAUUACCUUUCCCUCAGAGCAAAAGUACUUGUUAUUGGCCCUCUUAAUUCUGUGAAUAACUUUGUCAGAUACAAAAUCUCGUUUUUUAAAACUGCGUAAAGUAUUUUGGCUGUACUGUACAGAAACACGAAUGGGUUAGAAUACAUCGACCUGUUUUCCUGGAAGACAAGACCAUUAUCUCUCCCUCAGAGCAAAAGUACUUCUUAUCGGCAGGGUUAUUUCGGCGAAAAAACUUUGUAAAAACAAAGUCCAAUUUUUUCAAAACUGCGCAAGGUAUAUUUCCUGUACUGUACAAGUUUACGAGUUUACGGGAAUGCAUUGAACUAUUUUCCUGGAAGUCAAGACCAUUAGCAUCCCCUGUGAGUAAGAUUACUUUUUUUAUGUACAUAUAUUUCAUUAAAAUCUAUGCCAGAAGCAAAAUUUUUUACUUUCAAAACUGGGCAAUGAAUUUUGGCUGUACUGUACAAAUAUACGACUUGAUUCUAAUGAAAUGAGUUAUUUUUCUUGGCGAAAAGGCCAUUAUCCUUCAUUGAGGUCAAAAAUACUUCUAGUUUCUACAAAUAUUUCCUUAGAAAUCUGUGAAAUAGAAAGAUUUUUUUAAUUCACUCACUUUUAGAAAAUGUGCAAUGAAUCCCACCUGUAAUGGACAUAUAGGUGGCUUGAUUUAGGUCCAGUGACUUAUUUUUUUAAAGUCUACAUCAUUAUCAUUCCCUAAGAGAAUAAUUCUCACAGAAAAAAAUCAUAUUUUAAACGAGGUCUCUGUAAAAUCAAAUCUCUUCAACGUAAACACUGCGCAUAAUAUUUGAGGCGUACUGUACAAACAUACGAAUUGAUACUAGUGUAAUAAAAUGUUUUUUUUCUGGAAGGCAGUGCCACCAGUUUUGUCUGUGACCUUACAUUUUAAGAAAAAUCUUUGCCAAAUAGGAAAAUCUGCAUCCUGCAUCAGAUUAGAAAAUGUGUUACAAAUUUCAGCUGUACUGCAUAUGAAUUAAUAUGCUUCGAUAAUGAAAAGAUUUUUGCUCAGCCUCCAGUUUACUCUGAAAAGCUCAGUAAGAGGAGGAAAGGAAGCUUUAAGAGAAGUAUAGAUAACUUUGUCAAUCUAGUGAUAAUUGCGAAUAUAGCUAAGGAAAGGCUCUAAUACUGAAUUUUAAAGCUUUUUUAGCUACAAAUAGUGUAUAAUAAUCCAAGUUUGCACACAUGAAUGUCUGUCAGCGAUUGCCUUCUCGAAUUUGAGUAACAAACUGUUGAAAUUCUCUCUUCAUUAUUUUAUUUCGAAUUAGGACUUUCAAUCAAGCUCAGCCACCUUAGAACUAAUCCUAAUGGAAGUUUUUAGUCACAAUAUAGAUAUCAAGCUACAAUAUUUUUCUUCUCUUGUCUCUUUGUAUCUUUUCCUCCUUUUAAUCUCUUUUAAUCUUUAUUUCCACACCUUGUCCCAUGACAAAAGAAAAACAAAACAACCAACCAAUAACUAAACUAUUUUCUCGCUUAUUGUUUAUUUCGAAACUAUAAACAAUAAUAAUUAAAAACAAGAGCAAAAGAAAACUGUGGAAUAAAAAUCACAACAAAGCAAUUCUUCUUAAAACUAUUUCUAAAAUUACAAUCUAAUCUGUAGUCAUUUACAACAACAACAAAAAAUAAUAAGUUAAAAAUUCAAAAAAAAAGAAAAAAACAACUACCAAGAAAAAGGCAUAAAACUUUAGUGCAGUUUUUAUUAUUAAAACAAAAAACUAAAAAACAAAUUAUAUAUAUAAAAAAAAUUAAAAAUAAUAAUAAUGCUUAUUGUUGCUUUAAACAAAAUAUAUAGUAAAAUUACAAAAAAACCAACAACAAUUAUAAACUAACUUAAUUGGUAUUAUAAAUAACAAAUAAUUUAUAAUAAAAAAAUAAUUAAUAAUAAAGAGAACAAAAACAAACAUAAAUUUAGUUUAAAAAUUUUUACAAACGUUAUUAUUAAACAACAACAACAAAAAAAAACAAAAUACGCUAAUUUAAUUUAAUAAAACAAAAAUACAAAAUGACAUUUGAAAAUCAUUAACAACAAAAUUCAGUCAAAGUCAACCGCAACAAACAAAACCAAUUACAACAACAACAACAUCCAUUAGAUUUAUUACAGUAUAAAGAAGAAGAAGAAGAAAAAACAAACAAAGAAACAAUACAAAAACAAAUUAGGAAACAAAACAAAAAAAACUACAAAAAUUACAAAACAUAAAACAAAACUAAUUUAAUUCUAUUAUUUAAUAAAGAAAAUUGCGUAACAAAAACAAGAACAACAAAAAAAGACAUUAGUUCUUUACAGAAAUACAACAACAACAAUGUAAUAAUGAUAAUUACAAGUAAAGGUGAAAAAAAUAAAUAAAUAAAUUUGAAAAAUAAAAAUA